Lathyrus oleraceus (garden pea) is the source of this 1553-nucleotide messenger RNA. Its product is annotated as COP9 signalosome complex subunit 4. The transcript is spliced from 15 exons. NCBI's taxonomy places the organism in Eukaryota, Viridiplantae, Streptophyta, Magnoliopsida, Fabales, Fabaceae. Gene Ontology annotation, cellular component: cytosol; COP9 signalosome. The record is from RefSeq and is a predicted model, not a curated record. Bases 138 to 1331 code for a protein of 397 amino acids.
UUAUGCUAAAAACACGAAGGUGAAAAAGAAGUCACAUACCUUUGUAUUGUGAUUCGAUUUUUUCACAACAAAGGACUGAGAAUUCACAACCUCCACCAAAGUAACAACACUCCUAAACCGAAACAACACUGUUAGUGAUGGAUAACGCUUUUGCGAGCGCUUCUGCGAUUACAGACCAAAGGCAAAAGAUAGAGCAGUAUAAGCAUAUUCUUUCCGCUGUGAUUUCAUCAAAUGAUAUCGGUCAAGCUAGAAAGUUCAUAGAUCACAUAUUAUCAGAUGAUGUUCCUUUAGUAGUGUCGCGGCAGCUUCUGCAGGGUUUUGCUGAAGAGUUGGGAAGAUUGACGCCGGAGACGCAGAAAGAGAUUGCUCAUUUCAUACUUGCUCAGAUUCAGCCUCGAGUUGUUUCCUUUGAAGAACAGGUUUUGGUUAUUAGAGAGAAAUUGGCUGAGCUUUAUGAAUCUGAGGAGCAAUGGUCAAAAGCCGCCCAGAUGCUCAGUGGUAUUGACCUAGAUUCAGGAAUGAGGGUAAUUGAUGAUACAUUCAGAUUAUCAAAGUGUGUCCAAAUUGCCUGUUUAUAUCUUGAGGAUGACGAUGCUGUUAAUGCUGAAGCUUUCAUUAAUAAAGCAUCAUUCUUGGUUAGCAAUAGCCAGCAUGAAGUGCUGAAUUUGAAGUACAAGGUUUGCUAUGCAAGGAUCUUAGAUCUGAAGAGGAAGUUCUUGGAGGCUGCCUUACGAUAUUAUGACAUUUCUCAAAUUGAGAAAAGGCAAAUAGGAGACGAGGAAAUUAAUGAGGAAGCACUUGGGCAAGCUUUAUCUGCUGCCGUUACAUGCACAAUAUUGGCAGGCGCAGGGCCUCAACGUUCCCGUGUUCUUGCCACAUUGUACAAGGAUGAGCGAUGUUCAAAGUUGAAGAUCUAUCCCAUACUGCAAAAGGUGUAUUUGGAAAGAAUUCUUCGAAGGCCUGAAAUUGAUGCUUUUGCAGAAGAAUUGAAACCACAUCAGAAAGCCCUUCUUCCAGACAAUUUCACUGUGCUGGACCGAGCAAUGAUUGAGCAUAAUCUUCUCAGUGCAAGCAAACUUUAUACUAAUAUCAGCUUUGACGAGUUAGGCACACUACUGGGAAUCCCACCUCCCAAGGCUGAGAAGAUAGCUUCACGGAUGAUUUAUGAGGAUAGGAUGAAGGGAUCUAUCGAUCAGGUUGAAGCUAUCAUACAUUUUGACGAUGACACUGAAGAGUUGCAGAGAUGGGACCAGCAGAUUGUUGGCCUAUGUCAAGCUCUCAACGAUGUUUUGGAUAGUAUGGCUAAGAAGGGCAUUCCAGUUCCUGUUUGACUUGGAUUAUUGCCAAUUUCUCAUGAUUUGGAAUUACACAGAUACGGUUUAUCUAAAGUGUUUAUAUGGUCACUUCUUCUGUUUAAUUCUGAAGUUCAUCUCAGUUGUGCUGGAUAUAAAUAUGCUACAAAUAGAUAGAUAGAUACAUUAGGUUUCUCAUGUAUUGAAAUUACAGAUUCGGUUUAUCCAGAAAGUUUAUAUGGCCAUUUCGACUUAGGUUAA